Messenger RNA from Ostertagia ostertagi, 288 nucleotides. The record is from the annotation of a GenBank genome assembly. NCBI's taxonomy places the organism in Eukaryota, Metazoa, Nematoda, Chromadorea, Rhabditida, Trichostrongylidae.
AUGGCUAUGGAUGUUGCUGUGUACAUAAUCAACAUUGUUCAUGAUGUGCCAAGUUUUGCCUUGGACACCGACGUUUUCAAAGCUCCGGAGCUCACAUACGUUGCGGUUCUGAUACUAUGUUGCCAAUGGUUUGGUCAGCUAUUCGUUCUUCUGGUGCUGUCGGUCCUUCAUUUUAUCGCAGUGUUUUCUCCAGCGAAUUUCCGAACACUUUUGCCAAUUCACAUGCAAAUGAUCAACAUCGCCAUUGUUAUUAUUGGAGUCCUUUUUGCAGUUAUGACACAGUAUUGA